Staurois parvus is the source of this 381-nucleotide messenger RNA. Lineage: Eukaryota; Metazoa; Chordata; Amphibia; Anura; Ranidae. The record is from the annotation of a GenBank genome assembly.
UGUGAAUGUACAAUCAGGGGCGGACUGACCAUUUGGAAACUCGGGAACUGCCUGAGGGCCCGGGGUCAGUAGGGGGCCCCAUGAGAUGCCCCUGGUACCUUUUUUCAUAGGUUUUUUUGAGUUUGGGCAAGGACACAGGGGCCCCAUGAUCCCCUAUUGCCUGGGGGCCCCAUGAGUUGUCAGUCCGCCCCUGUACUAAACUGUAGGCAUUUGCACAUGCUCAGUUUGGUGUUUAUUUCUAGAGAGGGGUUUUUUUUCUUGGGAGAGUGCAUGCUGUUGACUUUGCAUUGCAAUGCAAUCUCAUCUUUUAUAUGUUACCAAACAUAAGGUUAGUAAAUGUGGUAAAAGCACUCCACUGAAUUCCAUCACCAGUCACAAACA